CAAACGCAUUGUGCGGUCAGUAUCUAUAGCCAAGCGCAACAUGUACACUGCACUCGGAAGCUUUUUCAUCGUUUUACGCGUCAGCGUCGUCAACGCACACGUGUGCACGCCCCGAGACGUCAUCGCCAAAGCACUGGAAGAUGCGCCCAAUGCGCGAAAGCUUACACAGCUUAUGCACGAAGCAACGACGACGACCUUCUUCCUUCUAUACCAUUCAGAGAAUAAUACGUUUCGUUUCAAAUAUCCUUGCCUCUGCGUUGCAAAAGCCCCAUUUUCAACAACCAAACACGUGCCUAUGUACGUGUACGGCUACCGGCAUAAAAAUGAGCUACGGUGGAAUAUCACGUCAGUACAACUGAACAAAACAGAUGAAGCUUAUCUGCAUAAUAACGAAUUCAGCGUCGGUAUUGAUCAUGGGGGACAAGUGCACAAUGAAGUCUUUCAGGUUGUAUACACUGACUACGAGCACUGCAUUCUCUUUUGGAGCUCAAUGUUGGGUACGUCUCUAUUCCUGAAAGGACCUAAAUAACGAUGGCAGCUGUUAGCUGGAAAAUUCUCUGUAGCAAUGAGAAUACUUAUUCUAGUGUCAAAGUAUAUUGCAACUAUCAUGGUACCAGGAUAUUUCAAACACUAAUUAAGCGGCUUGCCACGUUUUCUUUAUUAUUGUGCCAAUUGACUGUG
Dermacentor silvarum is the source of this 681-nucleotide messenger RNA. RefSeq lists its product as uncharacterized. NCBI's taxonomy places the organism in Eukaryota, Metazoa, Arthropoda, Arachnida, Ixodida, Ixodidae. Gene Ontology annotation, molecular function: amine binding. The coding region runs from base 41 to 529 and encodes 162 amino acids. The transcript is spliced from 4 exons. Gene Ontology annotation, biological process: symbiont-mediated perturbation of host defenses. The record is from RefSeq and is a predicted model, not a curated record.